AUGAUUGGUCUAAUCCUUGAACAAGAGAAGGCAGUUCGUCAAGUGCUUGGUUUUGACCGUAAAACGACGCAUCUCAUUCCUAAUUGGCAGGACCUUGAUGUCAUGGAGUCACUCGAUGAAGUCCUCUCUCCUUUGGCAGAAUUCACUAACAUCUUAUCAUCAGAGAAACUAGUAACUAUAUCAUCACUAAAACCUCUCCUUCAUCAUCUCAAGACAGAAGUUCUUAUCCGGAAGGACCUUAAAAUUAAUGAUUUACUAGACAAGGCUACAUUCAUAGACCCACGUUUUCGACUUGAAUAUGUACCAGAUAAUCACGUAGCAAAAAUAAAGGAGUCUAUUUUACAAGAAGCAGUGGAACUUACCAGUUCUGAAAGGUCUGGUGUUGCCCCUUUACUUGAAUCUCCCGAACAACCUGAACCAUCUACUAAAAAAAGGAAGUUGGGGCAAAUUUUAAAAAAGAAAGGAGUAACUUCCGGAGAUGGCCCUCUUUCUACUAGAGACAAGGCUGAAAGAGAGAUCAAGCAAUACCUAGUUUGUCCUAAGAUAGAUACAGAGGAUGACCCUCUAGUCUGGUGGCUACAAUAUUCGUCAUCGUACCCAUUACUUUCUAAGGUUGCAAAGAAGUACUUUAGCAUCUGUGCCACCAGCAAGGCAUCUGAAAGACUAUUUAGCAUCUCGGGGCACAUUGUAAAUUCCAAGAGAACGUGUCUUAAGCCGGAGAAGGUGAAUAUGCUUAAAUUUUUGGCAAAGAAUUUAGACUGCUAA
Molecule: messenger RNA, 765 nt
Organism: Amphimedon queenslandica
Lineage: Eukaryota; Metazoa; Porifera; Demospongiae; Haplosclerida; Niphatidae
Product: zinc finger BED domain-containing protein 1-like
Exons: 2
Coding region: 1-765 (254 amino acids)
Molecular function (GO): protein dimerization activity
Source: RefSeq, a predicted model, not a curated record